GAAACUCCUACAUAAGAGAUAAGAGAAAUCAAACACACUCAACUCUCAAAAUCAAAGAUACCUAAAGCCGAAAGUGAAGGUGUAAGAGAAAGUAUCCAAGAGAAUGAUCGAAACGACGACGAUGGGGACAACCACAAAAGAUUCUACGAAAGGCGAUGACCAUGAAGCGCAUUCUAAAUGGACGACCGGCUUGUGUGGAUGCCGCGAAGAUUUCAAAAACUGUCUAAUUACUUGCUUUUGUCCAUGUAUUACCUUCGGCCGGAAUGCAGAGAUCAUUGACAAGAAUGUUAUAUCAUGUGGUUGUUCGGGGUUGGUGUUGUUUGCACUUUCGUACGUGGGGGUUCCAUGUUUGUACUCCUUCCCAUAUCGACGCAAACUAAGAGCACAGUAUUCAUUGCCAGCAGAGCCUUGCUCAGAUUUCUGGGUUCAUUGCUGCUGUCUUCAUUGUGCUCUUUGUCAAGAGUACCGAGAGCUUAAGAAUCGUGGGCUUGACCCUUCCUUAGGUUGGGAAGCAAAUGCUGAGAAAAUGUACAAGGGUGGAGCCAUGGCACCUCCAGCUGUUCCACAAGAUAUGCCUCGUUAGAUUUUCUGAGGCUGAGUGUAUAAAUUUUACUCUAGACUCAAAUGCACUGUAAUAAUGUGUUCUACUGUUAAAUCUUUCUUUGUAAUGUAAUCUUUAGACAAACCUUUUUCAUUCCAACUUCUUGUAAUAAUAAAUAAGGUCUUAGACUGUUUAGUUA
Messenger RNA from Manihot esculenta (cassava), 740 nucleotides. Its product is annotated as cell number regulator 2. The coding region runs from base 104 to 583 and encodes 159 amino acids. The transcript has 5 exons. NCBI's taxonomy places the organism in Eukaryota, Viridiplantae, Streptophyta, Magnoliopsida, Malpighiales, Euphorbiaceae. The record is from RefSeq and is a predicted model, not a curated record.